Hippopotamus amphibius kiboko is the source of this 2063-nucleotide messenger RNA. RefSeq names its product CD8 subunit alpha (gene CD8A). Lineage: Eukaryota; Metazoa; Chordata; Mammalia; Artiodactyla; Hippopotamidae. The record is from RefSeq and is a predicted model, not a curated record. The coding region runs from base 108 to 827 and encodes 239 amino acids. The transcript has 6 exons.
UCCUCCGCAGGGCUUCAGGUGACAUCACAUCCUCCGAACGCGAAAUCAGCUCAUCGGCCGGCCGAAGGGCGCAGCUUCCCCCGUCAGCGUCGAGCGGGGAGCGCGCCAUGUCCUCGCCCGUGACCUCCCUGCUUCUGCCGCUGGCCCUGCUGCUCGAUGCCGCCGUGGUCCUCGAGUCGUUCUCGUUCCGGAUGUCACCGCCGAAGAUGCAGGCUCACCUGGGCGAAAAGGUGAACCUGCACUGCGAGGUGCUGCAGUCCAGCAUGUCGUCCGGCUGCUCCUGGCUCUACCAGAAGCCCGAGGCCGCCUCCAGACCCAUCUUCCUAAUGUACCUCUCCAGCUCACGGUCCAAGACGGCCGAGGGGCUGGACACCAACUACAUCUCUGGCAACAAGGUGGACGGCACCAACUUCCGCCUCACCCUGCACAGAUUCCGCGAGAAGGACCAAGGCUAUUAUUUUUGCUCGUCCAUAAGCAACUCGGUUAUGUACUUCAGCAACUUCGUGCCUGUCUUCUUGCCAGCGAAGCCCACCACGCCGCCGACGACGACACCAACCACGCGGGCGCCCACCAAAGCGUCGCAGACUGUGUUUCCGCGCCUGGAGGUGUGCCGGCCCUCGGCGGGCAGCGCAGUAGACACAAAGGGGCUGAACUUCGCCUGUGAUAUCUACAUCUGGGCUCCCCUGGCCGGGACCUGCGGCAUCCUUCUCCUGUCACUGAUCAUCACGAUCAUCUGCCACCGCCGGAACCGAAAUCGUGUCUGCAAAUGUCCCAGGCCGGUGGUCAGACAGGGAGGCAAGCCCAGCCCUUCAGAGAGAUACGUCUAACAUGGCAAUGGGCCUCGUGCAGCAGCCACUACAAGACUUCAAACUGAGAACUCUCCUGACGGGGAGAGCAAGAGUCCUUCCCUUUGUUUCUCCAGCCUUCCUUCCUUAUGCACCCAUUCUCAUUAUUAUUAUUAUUUUUGUGGGGGUGGGGUGGGAAGGGUUACUGUUUCUUUAUGAGUUCACUUUAAUUGACACAAAACGAUCGUGUCUAUGGUACACCGCAAGGGUUAUAAUACCGUUGUGCUCCCAUACUGGGGUAAGGGGCGGGCAGGCCAGAGCUACCGCAAGCUGUGUUCUCAGAACCAGGCUGAGAGAGCUCAGCACCCACUCAGCCCCAACCUCUUCCCCACCCAUUUUACAAAGGAGGGGGCUGAAGCCCAGAGAUGGGGAACAGCUUGAUCAGAGUCCCAGCAGGGCUCGGGGCUUGUCCUCCACACCGUUCAGGUCUCUCCUCCGAAGGCCUCUGCUUCAGCCUGGGGAGCUGUGUCUCAGACCUCAAGAGAACACGUUUAUUUCUCGAGCACCUGUGUUAGACCCAUUACUGCACCCAGAGCCCCAAAGAGGUGAUGAAAUAAGACAAGAGAACUUAGAGUUCUAUGAUGUAGCUGAACAGGAUCAGACGUUUUCAUAAUCAAGCAUGAAAUGAUACAGAUAAUAGGAAUUCCUCAAAUAAAGUGGAAGGAGUGACCUGAAUCCUGGAAAAUAAACAACUCGACCUCUGAAGAAAAUCCAGGUGAAAUCCCAAAGUGGAGGCAAAAUGGUUCUCCCUGCUCUUGCGUUGCAGAGGGACCUGUGAAAGAGGAGAGGCCGCCCUUUGCAAACUUUAUUUAAGCAUCAGGAAAGCUGAAUGGAGGUCACCUCUCUCUAAACUUGAGAGUCCAUAUUUGAACACGCUCCUGGGAUGAUGGGUGAGUUUUUACAGUUUGUAAAGGCAGAAUUGUGACAGAGCAACUGGCACAGGCCCUGGCCUCCCCGGACCAGCAGAUGUGGGGAUGUGGCAGACAGACUCUGGUGAGGAAGCUAAGGGCCCAAACUGCAGCCCUACACAUGCGUUUCCUCUCUUUCCGUGUUGUACAAGAAAUGCAUGCUCUUUGGAAGAAAAAAAUAGAUAAGGUAAUUCUUUACCUCAGGAAUAAUCCAUUGUUAAUAUCAUGGUGUACAUUCUUUGUGAUUAUUGUCUAUGCAUAUAUAUAAAAUAUAUACUUUUAAAAAAUGGGACUGCACUGUGCUUUUAUA